Phytophthora infestans T30-4 is the source of this 936-nucleotide messenger RNA. RefSeq lists its product as uncharacterized. The coding region runs from base 1 to 936 and encodes 311 amino acids. The record is from RefSeq and is a predicted model, not a curated record. The transcript has 4 exons. Lineage: Eukaryota; Oomycota; Peronosporomycetes; Peronosporales; Peronosporaceae.
AUGGUCAAAACCGAAGCUUUCACCGCAGAAAAUCAAGAGCCAGUGACACUCAACGACAUUGCCACCAUGGAUCUCUUUCACAUUCGACAUUUCUCCCAAAGUGACGACACGUUCGAGAACUGGCAGCACUACGCAGAAGACGAGUGCAACAUUGCCUUCGACUGGUACUCGCAGUUUCCAUUUUUCCUCACAGUCUGGGUCAACGAUUCGGCAGAGCAAGCGCGCCUAGUGCUUUUCUCGGAUCACUACAUGUCUGACGGGUAUUCCGGAAUGCCUUUGCUGCCUGUUCGGAGCGGCCAGCACGAUUUUGUGAUUCCGCCCGUCGCAAACCCGACGUCGGCAUGUUUUGCAGAGGGAGAUCCGGGGUGUAUGCGCAAGACUGUAGCCAAAUGCAAAACCGAAGGUGUCACCUUUGCAGGAGCGUUAGUGAAUGCUGUCGUCGUGGCAUUCUACAAAGCUGCCAAGUCCCAACCUGACUUCGACCCCGAGCAACCGUUCAAGUUCAUGGUAGAUUUGGACUAUAAUAUGCGUCGACGUGUACCUCACGUUGCUGAAGAUGACCACGUCGGCGCUAUCAUAGCCUUCGCUGAUCUGGAAUGGCUGGUGGGUGAAGGUGUCAACAUGAACACAACGUUGUUCUGGGACCUCGCUCGUCGCAGUAAGAAAGAGAUCGACGAGAAUCUUCAACACAAGAAGAUGGUGGCAACUGUGACGGUAUCAGUUGACCAGCUCAUCAACGCGAAAAUGGAACUUUCGUUUGCAGAGGAUGUCCAAAUGCCAAGCUCGCUAAAUUCCGACGCAAACAUUUCCGAUGUUGGGAAAUAUCCGUACGCACGAGGAUUCUCUUUGACAUUUGAGAUUGACAAGGACGAGAAGCGAGCGCUGAUAGUCAAAUGCCUGCACGUUUGUAUUAUCGGAAGCCCUGGUACAAUCUGA